This is a messenger RNA of Suillus subaureus, 1350 nucleotides long. RefSeq lists its product as uncharacterized. The record is from RefSeq and is a predicted model, not a curated record. The transcript has 3 exons. NCBI's taxonomy places the organism in Eukaryota, Fungi, Basidiomycota, Agaricomycetes, Boletales, Suillaceae. The coding region runs from base 1 to 1350 and encodes 449 amino acids.
AUGUUUCCUGUGCUCCUCUGGAAGUCCUCCCACACUCUCCACCAGAGUAGCCAGCCUCCGGAAGUCCUCCGGACUUUGUCGGACCAUCAUCGGACUUCCUCUGAAAUGAAGGGCACAUACUCGGCGAGCCACACCAGUGAAACCCAGGUUGAGGGUUGGACAGAGACCAUCUCAGACAUCUCCACUGUCUUCAACAAUAGUCCUCUUGCUUACUGUUCACAUGAGAUACUUGACCUCACAGGCUUUCUCCGCAAACUCAAGGGCAUGAAUGGUGACCAUGCCAGUGAUGUCAAGAAAACCAGGCGUCUCAUUGAGCAGUGGAAGCAUGAGAGCAUUCGUAUUUCGCUUGGACAUGAAGCCAUCAUUGAAAUGUCAUCUGAAGACUUAAAGCCACUUCUUGAUGAUGCCAAAAGUUCGAAGGUUGCCAAGCUUGGUGGUCACAACUCCUGGAUUUCAUUAUCAGCUGAAGACCAUCAGUGGCACUGGAGUCAGAUCAUGGACAUGCUCGCAUUGUGGUUAGGUACAGAGUGCUUUGACCAGCUUCCUGCAGAAAUUCAGCGAGAGCACGACCUCUUCUUUUUUGGUGGCUGUUCAAUGCACAAGGAACUCAACACCGUGAAGGGUGGUAAUACUGCCAUGAUGGCAGUCUGGGAUUCAAAAGAGAGUUCUGAUAGGCCCGUUCUCCUCGCAAAUAAGGACAAUGAUGCAACAAUUCGCCUGUCAUCGUUAUCAGAUGGUUCAUCGGCUGCAGUUGAGUGCACACUCAAGCUAACAAAACACGGAGCAGCCAAGCUGAUUGAGAUUGUGGGCAAUAUACUGAACCACAAGGACAACAAGAAGGGACUUCAGGACUUUCACCAUCUCAUGAUGGAAGAGUUGACUGACAGUGCUUGUUCUUCAUUCCCUGACACCAGCAACACCAGGUACCAAACAUAUGGUGCAGCUGUGUGUCACAUCAUCAAAUUUUGGCCCCAGUACAUCGAACUACUCAAGCUUGCACAUAUUUCCAAGGAGAAUGAGACAUUCAACCAUAUGGAGAAGAAUCUUUAUGCUGGCCUUCAUUGCUGGAGAACUUGCUUGGAAUGGACUGCCAAUCUCAACAUUCUGGAUCUUGGACCUCUCCAUGAUGAUGUUAAAAUACAUCUCCAAGCUCUUGUUGAUAAUCUUGACCUUCUCUUGUUGCGUGAAUCCAGUCAUGAGCUUGGUGCACUCUGGGGGGAGCCUUGGGAGGAUCCGACCACCAUCACUGCCUGUCUCAAUCUUUAUGACAGCCUUACCUUGGAGCAGCAGGACCUUGCAGAAGAGCUUCUUUGUGCAUUUUUCAAGGGUGAACUCAAAACCUAUGAAUGA